This is a messenger RNA of Dictyostelium purpureum, 219 nucleotides long. RefSeq lists its product as uncharacterized. The annotation marks the transcript as partial. The transcript has a single exon. The record is from RefSeq and is a predicted model, not a curated record. NCBI's taxonomy places the organism in Eukaryota, Evosea, Eumycetozoa, Dictyosteliales, Dictyosteliaceae.
AUGGAUCAACUAUUUUUUAAAGUCUUUAGAAAUAGUUAUCUUAGAAAUUUAAUUUUAAGUUUAAUACAAAAUCAAAACUACCUAUACCUUGGAAAUAAAAGACCAUUCACAGAAAUUAAAUCACUAAAAUGGAUGAUAAAACAAAGGGAAUAUGGUUUAUUAGUUGAUAAAUUAGAGUCAAAUCAAGAAAUUAUUAUUGACUAUGAAUCAGUAAUAUUA